UUUACUUAAUAUUGAUAUUUUUUUUCUAAUCAUAAAUACAUCGUUUAUAAUCUAACAAAAGUUCCUAAAGAACGAUAUUUCCUUCCUAUUUUGAUUAAACAUAAUUUAUGAUUUGAAAGGGUCAAUCAACACUUGUGCGUUCGAUCAACCCAGUUAAGAGAAGAGAUUAUAGAAAUAGAUUAUCGUCUAUCUUGCUAAUAGAUGUGAAUCUGAUUCGACGUAUCGUAUCCGGUAGAUGGCGUAUCUCUGGCAAUUGUUGGUAAGGUGGGAAAAUAUAUAAAAUUCAUACGUUUAUAGGUGGCAGCAUAGGACGAACGAUAAAAGAUAUGCAUUAUUUGACAGGUGCUUUGUCUAAAAAAUCGAUAUGAAUCUAAUAAAAAGACAAAGAAAAAGAAAAAUAAACGAUUUAUGGUAUUUGUUCUGUCAUAACAAGUCAAAAUGUCAUUAAAUCUUCGAAUCGUUCGAAAUUUAUUUGUUGUUAGAAAUUGAUGUUUCAUUAUUUUCAUAAAGGUUAACAUAAAGGUUUGAAAAGAAGGAUAUGAAGAUAAUAAAAAAUUUGAUACAACUCUGAAAAAAAAGAGGUUAUCGUUUAAUACAUAUCUGAUAUUUUCAUUAAUUCGACAUGACUAAGUUAUGAUCGGUUUCGGUGAAGUCGCUCUUAUACACCAUCAUCGUUAGAAAAAUACAAAACGAUAGACUAACGUCAAUGACAUCUAUGUGAUUGUAAUAAAAAAAAAUUUAAUACACAUUCUUUCAUAUUGCACGCAAGUUCGGUCAAGAUGCCAGAACAAAAUUCAAGCGACCAAUAUUCAACGUUGGUUGGUCUGAUAUACAUCUUCAAUCUUAUCGUUGGAACAGGAGCUUUGACUCUUCCAGCUGUUUUUAGUAGAGCAGGAUGGGCUCUUGGUUUCAGUGUUAUUUUGAUAUUAGCUUUUAUAAGCUUUAUGACAGUUACCUUUGUUAUUGAAGUAAUGGCAUCUGCCAAUGCAAUAGUUACUUGGAGGCAAAUUCAACAUCGAAAACGUGCAAUGCAAACAUUGGGUGAAUCUUGCCCUUCCAAUUCUGAUUCAGAAGAUACACCAUUAGUUACUGCUUAUACACCCAGUCCAGAUCGAUCGGAUACAACUUAUCGGUAUUACAUAAUUCAUGAUAAGAUAGAGAUGGGACAAAUAGCAUCAAUUUUUUUCAAUAAGUUUGGCACCACCUUAUUUUAUUUAUGUCUUGCUAUUUAUUUAUAUGGCGAUUUAAGUAUUUAUGGUGCGGCUGUAGCUAAAUCAAUAGCAGAUGUUGCUUGUACCUAUCAACCGAAGAACUUAACAUGUAAUGAUACUAUAGCAGAUAAUGAAGUUUGUUGGGAAGGUUCUGCUUUGGAUCGAUCGGAUGCAUAUAGAAUAUUUCUUACUAUUUUUAUUUUUAUGCUGGGACCUUUUGUAUUUGUUAAUGUACAAAAGACCAAGUAUCUUCAGUUAUUAACUUCGGCAAUGAGAUGGCUCGCAUUUACUAUCAUGAUUGUUUAUGCAGUAAGAAAACUUGUUAUCGAUGGCCCGCAAGGCAAUCCACCGCUUGCAAAUAUAUCAGGAAUUCCUAGUCUCUUCGGUGCUUGCGUAUAUUCGUUUAUGUGUCAUCAUUCUUUGCCUGCAUUGGUUGCUCCGAUUGCGAAUAAAUCUAUGCUUAAUCGGUCUCUUGCAUUGGAUUAUGUAUUAAUAGCAUCUUUUUAUCUUUUACUUGCGCUGACCGGGGCGUUCGCUUUCGAACAUCUUGAUGAUCUUUAUACUUUGGAUUUCGGGCCACGCGGAUCAGGAGAUUGUUCUAAAAGCACAAACAUCUUUAUGCUUAUAAUCGAAUAUUUUUUGGCACUUUUUCCAGUCUUCACUCUGAGCACAAGUUUUCCCAUAAUAGCUAUUACGCUCAGAAACAAUUUACAAUCUUUGUUUUUAUACGAUGAUACGUCUUAUAAUUUUUGCCUUCGAAGAUUGAUCUUCCCUAUAUUAGCAAUACUCCCGCCUUAUUUAAUUGCUAUGAGCACCAAAGAUCUCUCUAAAUUAGUUGGCAUUACAGGAUCGUAUGCAGGAACUUGCAUUCAAUAUUUAAUUCCUACUUUCUUAGUUUAUUAUGCUAGAAAAAAGACAAAUAAAAUCAUUGGUCUUGGUGUUAUCAACAAAUUUGCCAGUCCCUUUUCAAGCAAUUUCUGGCUUAUCUUUGUAACAAUAUGGGCAAUCGCGUCCAUGUUUUUAGUAUCAGUUAAUUUCAUACAAAUUUAUUUCCAAGCAGCAUGGCUAAAUCAGUAGCAUAUAAAUUUUCCGUACAGAUUGUACAUCUAUGAGAUCUAUGAGAUCAAGAUGUACAUUAAAUUAUUAAGAUUUUCGAAUAUACUGUUCGUGUGCGUGAAGAAAUGAAAAUAUGUCGUUUCUGUAUCAUGAUAUUUCAUGGCAUAAGUUCCUGAUGUAGGAACUGUACUAAAAAUUAAUGAUAAAUAACUAUUAAUUUAAGGAAGAUAUCAAUUUAUGAUGGUGUUAGAGAUGAUGGAUUAUUAUACUAAAUCAAAGCAAAUAAGGCUUAAUUUUGAUUAGUUUCAAACUAGUCAAGGAAAAGUUCUGCUUUUCUUAAUGCGGAUGAAGAAUAGUUUAUGGCACAGAGCAGGUUCGCAUGUGCUGCAAAAAAAUGACAAUACUCUGGCACAAGUCAAGAUCGACAUUGUACAAGCCAAAUUGAUAAAUGUAAAAAUUGAAAUUUUUUUCUACAAUAUAUUAAUUAACUUUAAUCGCUGUAAUCUAGGAUGUAUUCAAAUGUUGAUGUCUAUUCUAUGUAAAGAAGUCUUUCAAAUAACUGAUACUUGUUCAAUUAAAUGACAAAGAUUUAUAGUAUGGGCAGUAUUAAAAUAUGGAUAAAAUUCAGAGAGAAAGUAAUUAUUAAAUUUGUUUAACAUUCAAAGAUUCUAUUAUAACUCAUUGUAGUCUUUAUUUAUGACUCUUUCAAUAUAUACAUUUUACUUUUGCAAAUUUGUAUCAGAUAUUUCGCUGAUUGUAACAGUGUUAAAGGCCAAGAGUGAGCAAGUAAAUGGAGUUAAUUGUUAAUGUAUCAUAAUUUAAUUAUACAAUGGUGUAUUAUUAUAUAUAAGUCUUAAGAUAAUAGUACAGAAAUAUUUUUAUAUAAGUGUAAAACUGCCAAAAAAAGUACUGAUAGUAUGUUUGAAAAACUUUGUACCUGUACAAAUGUAGCGUACAAUAAACAAAAAAUGCAUAUAUAUUUUCCAAAAAGCAAUACAAACGAAAAUAAAUA
Molecule: messenger RNA, 3279 nt
Organism: Vespa mandarinia (Asian giant hornet)
Lineage: Eukaryota; Metazoa; Arthropoda; Insecta; Hymenoptera; Vespidae
Product: putative sodium-coupled neutral amino acid transporter 12
Source: RefSeq, a predicted model, not a curated record